This is a messenger RNA of Brassica oleracea var. oleracea, 906 nucleotides long. RefSeq lists its product as uncharacterized. The record is from RefSeq and is a predicted model, not a curated record. Bases 1 to 906 code for a protein of 301 amino acids. The transcript is spliced from 3 exons. NCBI's taxonomy places the organism in Eukaryota, Viridiplantae, Streptophyta, Magnoliopsida, Brassicales, Brassicaceae.
AUGGGAGAUGAAGUCGAUCGAAGAUUAUAUGCGGUUUUGGAUGAGGCUGUCGAUGAAUAUAUUGAAGAUACAUUCAACAACAUCGUCGAAAAUCGAACAUUUAAACCGAGGAAACAUGCAUAUGUCGAACGAAACCGCGAAGAGGGUCACAACCGUCUAUGGAAUGAUUACUUCAGUGAAGAUUCCACAUUUUCGGCUCAUUUAUUCAGACGCCGUUUCCGCAUGAACAAGGAAGUAUUCUUGCGUAUUAUCAAUCGCCUCUCCGAAAAUGUUACAUUCUUUCAGCAAAGAAGAGAUGCAGGCGGAAGGUUAGGUCUAUCUCCACUACAAAAGUGUACGGCAGCUAUUCGUAUGCUUGCUUAUGGCUGCGCCGCUGACACCACUGACGAAUAUCUCCGACUUGGUGAAAGCACAGCACUUUCGUGUUUAACUAAUUUCACAGAAAGCGUAAUACAGUUAUUUGGAGAUGAGUAUCUACGAAGACCCACAACAGAGGAUCUUGAACGACUACUCGAUAUUGGAGAGAUACGUGGCUUUCCUGGAAUGAUAGGAAGCAUCGACUAUACCUUAAACGAUAUUAACGUCCUCGAUCGGUCACCUAUUUUUGAUGACAUUUUACAAGGUCGAGCUCCAAUGGUACAAUACGUGGUCAGCGGACACCAGUAUGAUAUGGCGUACUACCUCACAGAUGAAAAUGAACGCAAUGGAUACUCUCAGUAUGAUACAUCUGAGUUUGAAGAAGGAACCUCGACCAGAAGUUCAAAUGUGGAUGUAUCUGAUUCUCCCGAGAUGCCUCCAAAUCUCGGUAAUAUGUUUCGCAUACGAAGUCAUGUUCGUGAUAGGUAUUUACAUGAACAAUUGAAAUAUGAUUUAAUCGAAAAUAUUUGGAACAAGUUUGGCAAUUGA